UGGAGCGAUGGGCCCAGACUUGGCGGCUGGACCGCUUGCUCGCUCCUGGCCGCGCGGUGCCGGCCAGCGCUGCCCCGCCCUAGCCGCUGCCUUUGCUCGAGGAGCGCCGUCCGCUGCAUGCGCUUGACGCUGGACCACGGUCCUCCUGUCCCGGGUCGCACAGCUGUGGUAGACUUGAGGUUUAACAGACUAGAAAUUUCUGGGAGUGCCUUCAAGAAACUCAAGAAUUUGAACACUCUUCUCCUGAACAAUAACCAAAUCAGAAAGAUUUCCAGAAAUGCUUUUGAAGGACAUGAAAAUUUGCUAUAUCUGUACCUGUACAAGAAUGGAAUUCAUGCACUUGAUAAGCAAACAUUUAAAGGACUCAUAUCCUUGGAACAGCUGUAUAUUCAUUUCAACCAAAUAGAAACGCUACAGCCAGAGACCUUUGGAGAUCUUGUGAAAUUAGAGCGACUAUUUUUGCAAAACAACAAAUUAUCUAAAAUCCCUGCUGGGAGCUUUUCUCAUCUGGAUUCAUUAAAGAGACUGCGUCUGGAUUCCAACACUCUAGCCUGUGACUGUGACUUGGCGUGCUGGUGUGACUUGGCGUGGCUGGGACUCAUGCCGAGCUACGCCCGGAACGGCCAUGCCUAGGCUGCUGCUAGGUGUGAGUAUCCGAGGAGACUUCGUAAUGCGGGGGUCGCUGCAGUCACAGCAGAGGAGUUCUACUGUGAAAGUCCUUGAAUGACUCUUGAGCCCCAAGAUAUGGAGGUAACCUUGGGGAAUACUGUCUGCCUCACCUCCCGGGCUGAAGGAAACCCCAAACCUGAAAUUAUCUGGAUACAUAACAACCAUUCAUUAGAUUUGGAAGAUGACACUUGACUUACUUUGUUUGAUGCUGAGACACUCAUGAUCUGGAACACUCGCAAGUCCAAUGAAGGGGAAUAUCGGUGUCUGGCCAGAAACCCAGCUAGGGAAGUCAAGACGCGGAAUGCCCUGUUCGGAUACUCCAGUCUUCCAGCCAAGCCUAGUUUUGUAAUCCAGCCCCAGGAUGCAGAAGUUUUAAUUGGCACCAGCACAACGUUAGAAUGUAUGGCCUCUGGCCACCCACACCCCCAAGUUACUUGGACCAGGGGCGAUGAGGCGCUGGAUGGAGCCAAGCACCUGGCUACUUCUGGAGGACUUUGCUUGCAGAACAUCGCACUGCAGGAUCAUGGUCAAUUUACCUGUCAUGCCAACAAUGAUCAAGGCUCUGUUCAAGCUACAGCAAACAUAAUUGUACAAGCUCCUCCACAAUUUACCGUGAGCCCCAAGGAUCAAGAGGUGCUAGAAGGACACGCUGUGGAAUUUCUCUGUGGAGCAGAAGGCCGGCCUCCUCCAAUAACUGUCUGGACAAAAGCAGGAGGGUGGCUCCCUCGGGAAGUUCAGCAUGCAGUUCUCUGCUCUGGCACUUUGAGAACUGACCACGUAGCACAUAUGCAUGAUCAAGGCCGGUGUGAAUGUCAAGCAGUUAGUCCAUUGGGAGUGAAAAAAGUGUCUAUCCAGCUGACUGUACAACCCAAAGUUCUUCCAGUGUUUACUCAACUACCUGAGGAUACAAGUGUAGAGGUUGGAAAGAAUAUAAACAUUUCAUGUCAUGCUCAGGGAGAACCAUAGCCCAUAAUUAUUUGGAAUAAGGCCAGUGUUCAGAUUACUGAGAGUGGUAAAUUCCACGUCGGUGGUGGAGGCAUGCUAACCAUCUAUGACGCAGGGCAUGCUGACCAGGGAAGGUACGAAUGUGUGGCUCGGAGUCCAUUUGGCCUUGUUGUGGCCAACAUGUUCCUCACAGUCAUUGCAACACAGGGUAGACAAGCUGGAGAUGACUUUGUUGAAUCUUCCGUUUUUGAUGCUGUGCAGAGGGUUGACAGUGCAAUUAACUCCAUGAGAAGACAUUUGUUUUCAAAAAAACCUCGCACCUGUAGUGACCCGCUGGCUCAGUUUCGUUAUCCGGAUGACCCAUUUACCGUGGAGACGGCGAGAGCGGGGGAGAUUUUUGAGCACACACUUCAGUUGAUCCAGGAGCACUUGAAGCAGGGACUCACUGUUGAUUUGGAGGGCAGAGAAUUCCGCUACAAUGACUUGAUGUCCCCGCGCUACCUCAGCCUCAUCGCAAAUUUAUCUGGAUGCACAGCUCACAGGCAUGUGCCAAACUGCUCUGACCUGUGUUUCCACGGGAGGUACAGAACCCAGGACGGAACGUGUAACAACCUGCAGCGCCCCACGUGGGGUGCGUCGCCGACCGCCUUUGAGCGCAUCCUGAAACCGGCCUGUGAGAACGGCUUCAACUCACCCCGCGGGGCUGGCCGCCACGGCCUGUCGGGUCGGUAUCCCCUCCCGCUGCCCAGGCUGGUCUCAACAGAGCUGGCGGCCACGGCGCCUGCCAUCCCCGACGAGAGACACACGCACAUGCUCAUGCACUGGGGCCAGUUUCUAGACGACGAUUUGGAGCACACGGUGCCUGCGUGGAGCACGUCUCGCUUCUCGGAUGGGCAGCCCUGCAGCUCCGCGUGCACUAACGAUGCUCUUUGCUUCCCCCUUGUCACUCCUCACACCGCCCCCCGGGGCACCGGAGCGCCGUGCGUGUUCUUUGCACGCUCCAGCCCCGUGUGUGGCGGCGGCACGGCCUCCUCGGUGACGAGUUCAGUGUCCGGCCGGGAACGGAUUAACCAGCUCACAGCUUACAUUGAUGCCGCCAAUGUUUACGGCAGCUCAGAGCGGGAAUCCCAAAUUCUCAGAGACCACUCAGCGCCCCGGGGACGCCUGAAGACAGGCUUACCUUGGGCCCCCUCCGGAAAGCACUUGCCCUUUUCUUCAGGCCCCACCCAGGCCCAGUGCACAGGACCCGAGCAGGACAGCCACAGCCCCUGUUUCCUGGCAGGGGACCACAGGGCCAACGAACAGCUGGCUCUCAGGGCCAUGCACACCCUGUGGUUCCGGGAACACAACAGGGUUGCUGCGGAGCUGUCCGCCCUGAACCCCCACUGGGAUGGAGACACCCUUUAUCACGAGGCCAGGAAGAUUGCAGGCGCGGAGCUGCAGCACAUCACCUACGGCCAGUGGCUGCCCAAGAUCCUGGGGGAGCCCGGCAUGGAGAUGCUGCGGGAUUACCAAGGCUACGACCCCAACGUCAACGCAGGGAUUAUUAGCUCUUGCUACUGCAGCCUUCAGAUUUGGCUGAAUCCUAUUCUUUAUGGACUGAAUGGCAUCUUCGGUGAAAUCCCCGAUGGCCACCUUCCACUCCACAAAGCUUUCUUUUCACCAUCCAGAAUAAUCGAGGAAGGGGGGAUAGAUCCACUCCUUCGGGGGCUAUUUGGCGUGGCCGCUGAACUCCGGGAGCGCUCCCAACUGCUCAGCUUGGAGCUGACCCCGCAGCCGUUCUCCAGGGCGCGUGCUCUGGCGCUGGAUUUGGCUGCCACCAACAUUCAAAGGGGGCGAGACCAUAGGAUCCCUCUGUAUGUUGACUUCAGAGUUUUCUGCAAUCUGACUUCUUUUCAGAACAUUGAAGAUCUUCAAAAUGAAAUUAAAGGUUCAGAGAUUAGACAAAAACUGAAAAACUUGUAUGGCACUCCAGGCAACAUUGACUUCUGGCCCACCCUCAUGGUUGAAGACCUGAUCCCUGGUACGAGAGUGGGACUGAGACUUAUGUGCCUGUUUGUUACCCAGUUUCAGUGGCUAAGAGAUGGAGAUAAGUUCUGGUAUGAAAGCCCCGGAGGGUUUACUCCCACACAGCUCACUCAGCUGAAACGGGCGUCGCUGGGCCACGUGGGCCGCAUGCUCUGUGACAACAUUCGGCAAGUCCAGGCUGAUGUCUUCGUGAAGGCGGAAUACCCGCAGGAUUACUUGAGCUGCAGAGAUGUACCAAAGCUCGAUCUGCGCGUGUGGCAAGACUGCUGUGAGGACUGUAGGAGUACAGGACAGUUCAGAGCAUUCACACAAGAAUCUCGAAAGAAACUCUCAGUUCAGUACAGCUAUCCUGACAAGAAAGAUGUGGACUUAAGUGAUCUAAUUAGUAGGGAACAAGAUAAUUUGUAUGUGGAUGAAGAUGGUAGAAAUAUGAUGCUUAUGGCAAAACCAAAAUUCUCCUAGGAUUUCAGCAGUUUUGCAGCAGAAAUUCAAAAAACCAGCAAAGAUCUCAGAGAGUAGAUAAACAAGCUGGAGGCCGGCCUUCGGCAAGCAGGAUGCACAGAUGACAAUGGGAUUCGCAGGAAGCACAGCGAACACUGGAGGAAAGAAGCCUGCAUUACCUGUACCUGUAAGAGUGGCCAGGUCACCUGUAUGGUGGAGACUUGUCCCCUGGCUCCGUGCUCUAGUCAUGAAUUGGUGAAAGGAAGCUGCUGUCCAGUGUGCAGAGACCCCCGACUGCCAGCUGACUCCCCAGAGAAACGCUGA
Diceros bicornis minor is the source of this 4407-nucleotide messenger RNA. It is a transcript of the gene PXDNL, whose product is annotated as peroxidasin like. Lineage: Eukaryota; Metazoa; Chordata; Mammalia; Perissodactyla; Rhinocerotidae. The record is from RefSeq and is a predicted model, not a curated record. Gene Ontology annotation, molecular function: protein binding; heme binding; peroxidase activity. Gene Ontology annotation, biological process: response to oxidative stress.